AUGCAGGCUCAUGACGAAGGGAAGUUUGAGAUGAUGGAAAACAGCAAGCAUGGUGAUGCCGAGGCAAUCUCUGUUGAUCCUGUGCUGGAGGAGAUUGAUCCAGAGGUGGAGAGGCGUGUACGACGCAAAUUGGACGUGCAUCUGGUCCCAUUGGUGGGGGUGUUAUAUCUGCUUGCAUUUCUCGACCGAUCAAACAUAGGAAAUGCGCGCAUCGCUGGUAUGGAAGAAGAUCUCGAGUUGAGCAGUUCGCAAUAUACUUGGUUGCUUACCAUAUUCUACAUCUCUUACAUCGUCUUCGGUUUCCUGGCGAUCAUGUGGAAGGUUGUGCCUCCGCAUAUCUGGGCAGCUUUCUGUGUCUUGGGUUGGGGAACUGUUUCUAGUUGCCAGGCCGCCGCGCAUUCGUGGGGUGCCAUGAUGGUGCUACGUUUCCUGAUGGGUGUGACCGAAAUCGCCUAUGCCCCCGGAAUACCGUUCUUGCUCUCCUUCUUCUACCUGAGGCACGAGCUAGGUUUACGCGCAGGCCUCUACCUCUCGGCCGCCCCUUUGGCCAACACGUUUGCUGGUGCUUUGGCAUACGGUAUUACCAAGGGUGAUACAGGCAUGGCUAAGUGGAGGGUCCUAUUUCUGGUGGAGGGCCUGCCUACCGUAGCCAUGGCGGCGGUUACAUUCUUCUUUCUGCCUGACAGUCCGGACAAGGCGCGAUUUUUGACAGAAGAAGAGAAGGUCGUUGUCAGAGCUCGGAUUGUAAAGCAGGUUGGAGGAACAGAGUCAAGAUUAGGAUCUGUCAACUUGAAGGAAAUAGGGGAAGGUUUGAUGGAUCUGAAAGGCUGGAUCCUUGGAAUCAUGUACUUCUCCGGCAACGUCGCGUUCUCUUCACUCCCAGUGUUUUUGCCGACGAUCCUGAAGGAGAUGGGCUUCACGCGCGUCAACGCCCAGGGUCUAACCGCUCCACCGUUCUUCCUGUCGUUCCUCACAGUCAUUGCGACAUGCUACAUUGCGGAUCGAACCCAACAGCGGGGUAUAGUGAUUGCUAUAUUGUCAGCCAUUGGCGGUGCUGGCUACGUGAUCCUGGCCACGACGAAAAAUGUGGCCGGGCGUUACUUUGCGAUAUUCCUUGCCGCAGCUGGCAUUUUCCCGGCUAUUGGUAAUGUCCUACCUUGGGUCACCAACAACCAAGGUUCAGACACGCGCAGAGGUACCGGCAUCGUCUUGUUGAACCUCAUUGGACAGUGUGGACCACUGCUAGGCACGCGACUGUACCCGAAGCAUGAAGGGCCUUUCUACGUCAAGGGCCAGUCGGUGUGCGCGGGCUUCAUGUUUUUGUUCUGCGCGUUGUCACUGAUACUCCGAACGCUGUUGGUAUGGGAAAACAAGAAGCUGGAUGAGAAGUAUGGCACGGUAGCCGAACAACGACUAGCGAUGGAGGAGGCCGAGGCACGGGGCGAGGGCAAAGCUGUUGCAGUCGGUGUCGAGAACUACGGCCCACUGUUCCGAUAUGUGCUGUAG
Plenodomus lingam JN3 is the source of this 1506-nucleotide messenger RNA. NCBI's taxonomy places the organism in Eukaryota, Fungi, Ascomycota, Dothideomycetes, Pleosporales, Leptosphaeriaceae. The record is from RefSeq and is a predicted model, not a curated record.